Ostreobium quekettii is the source of this 1725-nucleotide messenger RNA. NCBI's taxonomy places the organism in Eukaryota, Viridiplantae, Chlorophyta, Ulvophyceae, Bryopsidales, Ostreobiaceae. The record is from the annotation of a GenBank genome assembly.
AUGUUCUCAAGGGCCACGUCCCUGCCAGCUGUUUGUGAAUGCCUGAUCAAGGCAGCGUACGAUCCCCGGGUGGCAGGGUUGUUCAUCAAGGUCGGCUUGCUGAGCUGUGGGUGGGCGAAAGUGGAAGAGAUACGACGCCACAUUGAUUUUUUUCGGCAGUCAGGGAAGUUUACGAUCGGGUACAUGGAGCGAGGAAAUGAGAAAGAAUAUUUUCUUCUGUCAGCUUGUGAGGAGGUGUAUUUGCCGCCUUCUGGCUCUUUGGGCCUGAGGGGCUUGUCAGUUUCAGCCACCUUCCUCAGGGGCACUCUGAACAAGAUUGGCAUCGAGCCACAGGUGAGACGAAUAGGCAAGUACAAGUCGGCAGGGGACCAGCUGCUGAGGGAAGACAUGUCGGAGCCGCAAAGGGAACAACUCACUGCACUGCUUGAGGACCUUUACAGCGGCUUUGUGGCUGGUGUGGCCAAGUCAAGAAGCAAGGCAGAAAAUGAGGUCAUAGAUAUGCUGGAGGAGGGGUUUGUUGACACAGAGAGUUUCAGAGAGGGAGGCUGGGUUACCGAUUUGAAGUACAUGGAUGAACUGAUUGACAUGGUGAAGGAGCGGCAAAAGGUGGACAAGAAAAAGAAAUUGAAACGUGUGACACUGAGGCGCUAUGCAUCAGUGUCGCCCUCUGCCUUUGGCCUGGGGGCCGGUAAAGUGAUCGCAGUAAUUCGUGCCUCUGGGAGCAUAACAGGUGCUCAAAUGGCACAAGCAGGUUCUAUUACUACGAAGCAGACUAUUCGUGAGAUUCAGCAAGCUCGUGAUAACAAGGCUGUCAAGGCCAUUGUGCUGCGGGUUGACAGCCCAGGAGGAGAUGCCUUGGCCAGCGAUAUCAUGUGGCGGGAACUCCAGAAAGCAGCAGUGGAGAAGCCUGUCAUUGCAUCAAUGUCGGAUGUGGCAGCUUCGGGUGGCUAUUACCUUGCCAUGGCCGCCAGCAAGAUCGUUGCAGAAGGGCUAACGAUCACAGGGUCUAUAGGUGUCGUCCUUGGCAAGUUCAGCCUGCAGGAGCUGUACAAGAAGAUAGGGGUGGGAAAGGAGAUGCUGUCGAAGGGCCGAUACGCAGAAAUACUAGCAGAGAGCAGAUCGUUCUCCAAAGAAGAAGAGGAGUACUUCACCCGUUUGGCUGAGCACUCUUACACAGAGUUCCGAAACAAAGCUGCAGAGUGCCGUGGAAUGGCGACAGAAGAAAUGCAGGAAUUGGCACAGGGCCGCGUAUGGUCGGGUCGGCGAGCUGCAGAUGUGGGCCUGAUCGAUGCAGUGGGCGGCAUCUCACGAGCCAUCGCUGUGGCCAAACAGGCAGCCGACAUCGCUCCUGACAAGCCUGUGCGCCUCAUGGAGCUGUCCCGUCAGAAGGGAUCACCGCUCGAGGCCCUCCAGGGGGCGGGCGCCAUGGCGGGCACCCUGACAUGGGUUCUGUUCCUGUUGUUUGGCCUGGGCUCCCUCAUCAAAAGUCGAGGCCAGGAGGGGAAGGCCGAUUUUGUGAUCGAUGCAGCUUUGGCAGCAGUGGGCCUUGCAGGGCCUCUGUUGCAGUCCAAGCAGUCCGAUGUGGAAUACCUGAUGGAGGACGUGAGCCUGGAUGAUGGCCCUGCAAAGGAUGUCGCCCCACAGGCAGUCCUUGAUGAGAGUUUGAUGGCAGCCAGUGGAAACUUGCCCCCCCUUCUAAGGGAUCUGAUCUCAAAGUUGCUGUGA